This is a messenger RNA of Lactuca saligna, 992 nucleotides long. Lineage: Eukaryota; Viridiplantae; Streptophyta; Magnoliopsida; Asterales; Asteraceae. The record is from the annotation of a GenBank genome assembly.
CUAUCAUCUUAUAAGCUUUCUCCUCGCCGCCGUGCGCCCUUGUCGCCUCCUCUUCCCGCGGCCGUCUCUUUCGCUCAUACUUCCGCUAAUUCUUGAAAAUGUCAUCCUUAAAGCAUGCUGUUCAUAGACGGGCCCACAAGGAACGAUCUCAACCAAAAGAAAGGAAAAGGUUUGGACUUCUUGAGAAACACAAGGACUAUGUUGUUCGUGCAAAAGCCUUUCAUAAAAAAGAGGAUUACUUACAAAAACUCAAGGAAAAGGCAGCAUUCAAGAAUCCAGAUGAAUUCUACUUCAAGAUGAUCAACUCCAAGACUGUUGAUGGAGUACAUAAACAGGCGGGUGACCCAAACAAAUACACUCAAGAAGAACUCCUGUUGAUGAAGUCACAAGAUAUUGGUUAUAUCUUGCAGAAAGUUCAAUCUGAGAAAAAGAAAAUUGAAAAGCUAACUGCAACACUACACUCACUUGAUUCUCAGCCUUCAAACAGACAUGUAUAUUAUGCUGAAGAUAGGGAAGAUGCUAAGAGAAUACUAUCAGAAACAAAGAGUGUUGGUGGAUUUCAAGCUUUUGAAGAUUUGCCUGAUAAAAUUAAAAGGAGAACAGCUGCUUCCUACAGAGAGUUGGAAGCAAGAAGAGGAAGAGUUCAAGAACUUGAGAAAGUUUAUAAUGAAAUGGCAAUGAAACAAGAAUUACAGAAAAAAGACCAGUCUAUAAGUGGAGAACAGAACGCAAACGUUAAAAGAAGAUAGAAGUUUUUUGGGGAAUCAGUAUUAGAGUUUCUAUGUGUUUUGUUGGUGAUAUUUUUUUUUUGUCAAAUUAAGUAACUUUUUUAUAUGAUUGAUUUUGACAAGUACUUGUUAUAAUGUUAUCAAUGUAUGGAACAAUUUAGAAUACAUAUUUUUUUUUUUACUUUGUUUUGUAUCGAUAAUAGCAACAAAUUAUUAAUUUUUUUUUUAACCUUUUGCAACGUGAAACCUACAAAUUGUUGACGA